GGAAAGUGACCACGCGCGCCCGCAGCUGGCUGCUCGCUCUCGGUGCGUAACAGAUGAAGCCGAUUUGACCACCAGUGGGAGAGAAAGAAAGAUUGUAUUUUGGGGGAAAAGAUCGAGGAUACAUUCAGAUUAUUUUUAUUUUAAUCUGCAAUGAGAACUGAACAAAGUGAAAAUGGAGAAAACUCUACGAAGUCGCUGAAAAUGCUGAUGGAGCAGCUGAAGGAAAUCACCGGGGUCCAGGACCAGCAAGUUCUCUUCAAAGCCCUGAAGGCCAGCCAGGGGGACGUUGGACAUGCUGUGGGACUACUGACAACCCAGAAUGUGGAGAUUCAGGAUUCUGCAGAGCCUCAGGAGUCAGGGACAUCUGCAGAGACCUGGGACAGCAAGAGAGGACUUCCCAAAGAUGAACUGCAGACGGCCAUUGAACUCAGUUUGCAGGAAUCCCACAACGCAGAGCAAGAAGAGCGAGAAUUCAACAGAGCUCUGGAGGCCAGUGCAGAAGAAAAUGCAGUGAGAAUGAAAAGAAAGAGAUGUGAAGCGCAAAGUGAGAUGUGCAGCCCUGCAGACUGGAUUCGUCAGGACGACUGGCCCGUUGGAAUCCGCAACGUAGGAAACACCUGCUGGUUCAGCGCUGUCAUCCAGUCUCUGUUCCACUUACCCGUCUUCAGGAGGCUGGUUCUCAACUACCGUCUGUCAGAAGAAGUUCUGGAGAGGUGUAAGAGCCAUGCAGACAAGAGGAACAUAGCCUUCAUGCAGGAGCUGCGGUGCCUUUUCGCCCUGAUGGUGGGAUCAACCCGCAGGUUUGUGGAUCCCUCUGCUGCGGUGGAGUUGCUGCGGGAAGCCUUUAGGACGAGCGAGGCCCAGCAGGAUGUCAGUGAGUUUUCCCACAAAUUGCUCGACUGGUUAGAGGAUGCGUUUCAACUAGCAGCAAAUGGAACGAAUGCAGAAGACAAGCAGCAAAACCCACUGGUCCAACUUUUCUACGGCACCUUCGUGACAGAGAGGCGACAUGAAGGCAAGACUCUGUACAACAUUGAGCAGUUUGGUCAGUAUCCUCUGCAAGUCAAUGGCUUCAACAACCUUGAUGAAUGCCUGGAAGGCGCAAUGGUUGAGAAGGAGAUCGAAUCGCUGCACUCGGAUCAUGUGGCAACAUCUGGACGAGAGAGAUGGUUUAAAAAACUGCCGCCGGUCCUGACCUUUGAGCUGUCUAGAUUUGAGUUCAACACUCAGCUCGGGCGUCCUGAGAAGAUACACAAAAAAUUAGAGUUCCCACAAAUCGUCUACAUGGACAGAUAUCUUCAUAAAAACAUAGAACAGACCAAUGAGAGGAGAGGGGAAGUGAAGAAGCUUAAGGAGCAACUGGCCGUCUUUCAACAGAAACUUGAGUGUUACAAGAACUAUGGCUCAGGACCUAUGAAGUAUCCUCUGGCCGAUAUGCUUCAGUUUGUUCUGGAGUUCGCCUCCACCCGACCCACCAGCGUUUCCCCGGCUGAAGACCCGAGACUCGCAUCGUCUUCGCCGACUCCUGCAAACCCACCCGUCUCUGAAGCCGUUGCCAAAGACAGCAGCGAAUCUGGAGAUAAAGACGUCUCAGACGACCUUUUCUCCAGUGUUUCCAGCUGCCAGCAGACGCCCAUUUACAAGCCUUUCACCCAGUGUAAGCACCCAUCUGACUGCCCACCACACCCAGCGCCUCACAGCGCCACUGAAGAAGAGCUGCACUUUGUUAAGACCUGCCUGCGACGCUGGAGGACUGAAGUAGAGCACGACAUAAAUGAGCUAAAGACCAGCAUAGACAAGCUCACACAGACAUUGGAGGGCAUGUACUCUGACAACAGUCUCUGCCAGGUGCCCUACAGACUACACGCAGUGCUUGUUCAUGAAGGUCAGGCAUCAGCAGGUCAUUACUGGGCUUACAUCUAUGACCACGCUAACCAGCGCUGGAUGAAGUACAACGACGUCAGCAUUACAGAGUCUUCGUGGGAGGAGCUUGAAAGAGACUCCUUUGGUGGGAUGACCAACGCCAGCGCAUACUGCCUGAUGUACAUUGAUGACAGGCUACCUCAGCUGAUCACAGAAGACACAGAUGAUGAGACAGGCCAGGUACUUCAUGGCAUGGACUCGCUGCCGGCCGCCCUCAGACGCUUCGUUCAGGAAGAUAACCGAUGGUUCCAGCGAGAGCUCAGCGAAUGGGAAGAGCAGUUCUGCCAGACUGCCACCCCACAGGAAGAGUCUGCCACCGUGGCGGAGCCUCCGAGCUCCUCUGUGGAGAAAACACAGCAAACACCUGUGGAGCCGGCACCACAGUCUGGACCGUCCACUGAAGAGCUGGACCAAGGAGCCGUUUUAGGGCCACAGUCAGGCGCAGAAGAGGAGAAAGCUGCAGACUGUGAUGCAAGGGCGACCUCUGAAGCAGAAGCUCCUGAGAUUUUGCCCCCAUCUGCAAGUCCAGAAUGCCGAGCAGAUGCAACCGACACCCCUGCAGUCAGCGACACCCUGGAAUCAAGCCCAAAGUCAGCUGAGCUGCAGAGUCAGACCUCUGGUUCCGAUGCAGAGGUUAGUAAUCCGGAACCGUCUGGACUCCACAUGCACGCGGAGGUGGCAGGACUGAGCUCCGAGACAAAUGAUGAACCGGGAGCAUCUGGUGAGGCUGCUGGACUGGAAGCAGAUCCGGAAAACGAGGGGCAACACCGGGAGCAGGAGGAGGUCCCAGCGAGGCAGAGGCAGGCUGAGAAUGAAGUGUCAGAGGUGGAGAUCCCCAAUGUGGGGAGGAUCAUGGUGAGGGCGGAUGCUGAUGGAUACAACGAGGAGAUGAUGCUCACUCCAGCUAUGCAAGGUGUCAUCCUGGCCAUAGCCAAGGCCAGACAAACGUUUGACAAAGAGGGCCCUGAGGCUGGCCUCAUCAGGGCCUUUCAUGAGGAGUAUUCCCGCCUGUAUGAACUCUCCCAGGAGGAGAUCACGCCCCAGGAGGAUGCCCGUCUGCAGCACGUUCUGGUCUACUUCUUUCAAAACAAAGCGCCCAAGCGUGUCAUUGAGAGGACGCUGCUGGAGCAGUUUACAGACCGCAACCUCAGCUUUGAUGAAAGAGCCAUCAGCAUAAUGAGGGAAGCUCGGGCCAAGCUCCGCCUCAUUAAGCCAGAAGACAUGGACAUGGAGGAAUACAUGCAGUGGCAUGAUGACUACAGGGACUUCAGGACGGUGUUUGUUUAUCUGCUGACUGGCUUGGAGCAAUAUCAGCACGGAAAGAUACGAGAGGCUUUGAACUACUUGGCACAUGCAUAUGAGACCAAUGCUGUCCUGCUGGGAAAGGGAGACAAAUGUGGUUUGGACAAGGCUCUUAUUUCAUUGUACAGAAGAAAGUGCCUCAUUGCUCUGAAUGACAGCGCAUCGCGCCUAUUCUGCAGCGGGGAGGAGAGCAAAGUGGAGGAGGCUCUUUCCAUCAUGGACGAAGCUGUCAUUCCCUGCCUUCACCUGAUGAGCCGGGAUACGGCGUUAUCUCAGGAGGACCGGGAUGCAAUGGAGAAUAUACGCAGCCACUGGUGCUGCUGCCUGGGUCAGGACUUGGAUGAUUCAUUGCAGGUAAAGCUGAGUGAGUUGCUGCCGCGGGUCCUUAAUGGUUCCACCGGCACGGUUCUACUAAAAGAUCCACCAAAAGUCCACGUCAACCAGGCCCACGACCUGUGCAGCCGCCUGGCUGCCCUUAUGGAGUCUAUUCACAACACCACAGUAGUAACUGUCAAGUAAAUUCUUGAUGGAAAAUCUAGAAGACGCUGUGAGCGGCGGCGGCGGCAUGCAGCAGAGCAGUCUGUGCUGAUAGGACAGUAGGGUUUACACCAGCAUGUAGUAAUUUAUUAUUUGAUGGCUCUGAACUGCAUACAAGUAGAACAUUUAUUGCGCUGUAUACUUUGCAAUCACUCAUUGUGGUUGAAUAGGAGAUCCUGCACAAAUACAUGCAAAUGAAGAAUAGAAAAGAACUGAUUCUGAAGUUUCUGAAGAAAUAAUCCAGUCUUUUUCAGUCUGCUUUUACCCUGCUACCCUAAUAGCAACACACAUCAAUCACUAAAAUACUAACAGUCUUUAAAGUCUCUCAACCGUUUAAAGGCAAAAUAAAAUAUGCCCAAAUGGCAACCGGUUUCUGCUCUACAAACAUUUGAGGAUAUUUUUUAGUGACUAAUAUUUGGUUGUAUUGACUUGUUUUACACCUAAAUCUAUCGUAAAGGUGCAGGGAUGGGAUAAAGUGCUCAGCCAUGUACCUGAGUCCUGAGUCCUCGGGUCUGAGGAGACUGGUGUAAAGCGUAAAAGCAUAGUCGUAGUAAAACGAAAUGCAGAUCUUUUUAAAUCCAUAAAUUAAAGUGCUUUGUUCUUGUCCCAGUUGUAGAAAAAAUAAACAUAUAAGAGAUUUCA
This is a messenger RNA of Cyprinodon tularosa, 4404 nucleotides long. It is a transcript of the gene usp28, whose product is annotated as ubiquitin specific peptidase 28. The record is from RefSeq and is a predicted model, not a curated record. Gene Ontology annotation, cellular component: cytosol; nucleus. NCBI's taxonomy places the organism in Eukaryota, Metazoa, Chordata, Actinopteri, Cyprinodontiformes, Cyprinodontidae. Gene Ontology annotation, molecular function: cysteine-type deubiquitinase activity; cysteine-type endopeptidase activity; protein binding. Gene Ontology annotation, biological process: DNA damage checkpoint signaling; regulation of protein stability; protein deubiquitination. The transcript is spliced from 26 exons. Bases 151 to 3744 code for a protein of 1197 amino acids.